CCAAAGCUGGAAUAGCCUCUUUGGCAGGAAAAAAAAAUCACGCCCAGGUUUCAGCCGGAGAAAAUAUUCGCAUGAGCUCAGAUCGAAAAUUAAUCACUCCUAGACUGCACCGUUCUCCUCCUUGCAGCUCCUUGGGAGUCUUUCCUUGCAGGUUGCCACCUUCCCACCCAUCAGCUCCCUGGGGACUUUGGUGGCUGCAGGUGAAGGGCAGAGGAUCUCCCCGAGGCUCUUAUUCCACCGACCUGCCUGCAACUGGCAAUUUACCAGUCCAAAAUGCCAACUCCUGGGGAGAGGCAUCGGGGAAGAAGAUAACCAGCGAAUGUGAAGCCAGUCAACAUUGCUUGGAGCCGCAGCGCUGGGUCAGAACGACACGGAGGGUUUCUCAGCAGCAAAUGUCACUCCCAAGACUGGAAUAUAAUUAACUCCUGCCUAUUCCCUCCCUCUUCCCGGAUGCCAUCCAGCAUGUCAGCUGCACGCAGAGGCUUCUGCAAAUUCUCACGCUGAGCCCUGUGACUUUCCAGCAGGACCAAAGCAAUGGGGAUCCUUUGGUUCAUUUUAAUCUUCAUCUCCCUCACCAGUCACGGAGACGCUCAUGGACCAGAUAGCUGUAACCAUGAAGGGGGCUUGUGCCGAAUUGGAAACUGUGUUUCUGGUGAAUAUCUGGCCAGCUACUGCUUUGAACCCAUCAUUCUCUGUUGCAAAAGCUUGUCACCCACCACCACAAAGAGCUGAAGAUUUCCAAAGGAGGAACAUGCAGCACGUGAAGAGCUGCAGGCUCCACCAUGAAGGAAUGGUCUGCUGUUGGGAAGGAGAUGUUGUGCCUUUCUGUGACUUGCUCUCCUGGGAGAACAUGGCUGUGGAUUGACCAGUGGACUUCUCAACAUGUUGCUUUUUGCUUUCACUGUGACUUUCUAGGAAACACUGUGACAAGGAGAAACUGGGGCCACCCAGACUGUGCAUUGCCCCUUUUGGCAUCUGGUUGUUACCUGUCACGCACAGGUGAGAAAUUGCCUUUC
Molecule: messenger RNA, 1016 nt
Organism: Chroicocephalus ridibundus (black-headed gull)
Lineage: Eukaryota; Metazoa; Chordata; Aves; Charadriiformes; Laridae
Product: gallinacin-12-like
Exons: 2
Biological process (GO): defense response
Cellular component (GO): extracellular region
Source: RefSeq, a predicted model, not a curated record